Onthophagus taurus is the source of this 900-nucleotide messenger RNA. RefSeq names its product salivary antigen-5-like. Gene Ontology annotation, cellular component: extracellular region. The record is from RefSeq and is a predicted model, not a curated record. Lineage: Eukaryota; Metazoa; Arthropoda; Insecta; Coleoptera; Scarabaeidae.
CAACAAGCUCUGCGUGAGCAAUUGCCAUUGUUCCACAUCCAUUAUUCUUUCAAACGGGGCAAUAAAUCGUCCCCAUAAUAACAACUUGUGCUUUAUUAAACAGGACAUUGCGCGUUUAUAUUAGUUUCUAUGACGGUGGCCUUACCACGAUGAACAAAGCUUGCAGAAAUUACCUUAUAUUUUUAACAUUAUCAGUAUUGUUCCCUCCAAAUUUAUCACAAACAUCUAAUCAUAUAGAAAUACUGGAAUGUGGAAUUUCGAAAGAAGAUAGUGAAGCCAUAGUAAAUGGUCAUAAUGAGUAUCGAAAACUUAUAGCAAAAGGAAAAGUUUUGGGUCAACCACGAGGUAUUAAUUUGAAAAAAAUGCAAUGGGAUCAGCAUUUGGCUGAUGAAGCAGAUAAAAUAGCCAAAUUAGCAACUUUUGCGCAUAAGAAAGUUUUCGAUGAGCGUUGGUUAUAUGUUGGACAAAACUUACAUAUGCACUCAAGUAGCAAAAACUCUACUGGAACAAAUUGGGAAAGAUGUUUAGCUUCUUGGUUUGUUGAACAUAAACAAUAUAAUUAUGGCCCGAUAAUUCUUCGUGAUAAAACCGGUCACUACACACAAAUGGUUUGGGCUAAUACUGAAUACGUAGGUUGCGGAUUUUGUUUUUUCAAAAACGACAGCAAGACCUCGAUGCCAUUUCACAAACUGUACGUCUGCAAUUACGGCCCAGCUGGAAACUUCAUUGGUCAAGUUCCGUACGAAACAGGAUCAGAGGGAUGUGAAGAAUUAUGUUAAAGCUUAUUAUCAUUAAUUAAACAACUAAAUAUAAAUAAAGUAUCUUUGAAAUCGUUUUUCGCUAAUAAAAAAGGUGUUGUAAAUGUAUAGAUAUUUGAAUAAAUAAAUCUUUUAGAAUUUA